This is a messenger RNA of Lodderomyces parapsilosis, 1080 nucleotides long. RefSeq lists its product as uncharacterized. Gene Ontology annotation, molecular function: zinc ion binding; sequence-specific DNA binding. The record is from RefSeq and is a predicted model, not a curated record. Gene Ontology annotation, biological process: regulation of DNA-templated transcription. Bases 1 to 1080 code for a protein of 359 amino acids. Lineage: Eukaryota; Fungi; Ascomycota; Pichiomycetes; Serinales; Debaryomycetaceae. The transcript has a single exon.
AUGAAUAGUGGUAUUUGCCAGGAUCCAGGGUCUAUGCCUAGACUUCCGUCAUUCCGUCAAUUGAAUGAGACAUUGAAAGAUUCUGAAUUUGUCUCACCAGCACAAAGAGUUGUGCAAUAUUCAUCAUCAGUUAGAAAUUCAGCAACGCACGAACUAAGUCAGCCUGUUCCACCACCAAGCUCGUCCACAGAAGCAAACUCGAAAGAACGUUCGUUUAUUCAUGGUCAAGAGUACAUGUAUGGGACCCCCAUUUAUGGUAGACACGAGAGUUUUCCUAAUCAAUACUAUGUAACCAAAACAGAAGCCAACUUACCAUCCUAUUCAACAUCGCCGUCUUCCAUUGAAAGUUUGGAUAUGUCCAAGGUGGAACAAGAUCUGGGUCAGCAACACAAGGAUGAGGACUACAAGUUCAUUUCUGAGUUAGCAAAAUUUUUGAUCGACCUUGAACUGAAAUGCAAGGAAAUCAAUGUCUUGCUGUACUACACUUACGGCAAUAGCAGCAACUCUUUUGAAAGUGUCGCGAAGAGAAUGAAAUGUGGAGACAUUGAUCAGGUGUUGAAUAAUCUUCGAAAAGUUUCUGAGCUAUUGGAGGACAUUAAGCGAGAUAAAAAUGAGAAUCAUCGUUUAACAGGAUCAAAGGUUACAAAAGUGUUGAAAGAUGGAGGCGGGCAUACUUUAAAAAGACAUUCGAGCCACCAUUUGCUGCCCAGGUAUGAACAGUCCAAAAUUCGAAAAAAGAGUUUGAAAAUGGAGUCUCGAUUGAGUACAAUCGAUCCAAUGCAACAUGAUGGUAUUGGCAUGCCUUCGAAUGAUGCUUGUUUGUAUUUCGAGGGCAAGAACAAUUUUGAAUCAGGGAGGAUUGACCACGACUCGAGUCUUAAGCCAGAAAUUGUUUGUCAGCACUGUCGAUCGAAAGAGACGCCAGAGUGGAGGAGAGGUCCUGAAGGCAGCAGGACUUUGUGCAAUGCAUGUGGGUUAUUCUAUUCUAAAUUGAUUAAAAAAUAUGGAUUACAUGAGGCAGACAAAAUCAUGCUUGAACGGAAGCAGACAGGUUCAGUAAAUGAUAGAAGAAUCUUUUAG